UCCUUGACAAGUCUUUAACCUCAUAAAAGGAGGAGUGAUGGUAUGGAAUGGAACCCUGGCGAAUGCGAUGACGUCAUCUAUCCCUCAUUUAUCAAGAAGCAACCUGUUGUUGUUGAGCACCACCACCCAUUUGAAAGAGAAUCGGUCUUCAUUUUUGAAGAUUGUGAGUGUUGCAGGAGGAGCCAAGAGAGGGUUUAGAGGGGGAAUUGUGGCUAUGGCUGCUCAGGUUCAGAAGUCGGAGGAGGAGUGGCGUGCGGUUUUAUCCCCUGAGCAGUUUCGGAUUCUCAGACAGAAAGGGACUGAGUAUCCUGGCACGGGAGUGUAUGACAAGUUCUAUGAGGAGGGGGUGUAUACUUGUGCAGGGUGCGAGACCCCUCUGUACAAGUCCACUGCAAAGUUUAAUUCUGGGUGUGGUUGGCCUGCCUUCUUUGAGGGUCUCCCCGGAGCCAUAAACCGUAAUGCUGAUCCAGAUGGAAUGAGGGUGGAAAUCACAUGUGCAGCUUGUGGUGGGCAUCUUGGGCAUGUUUUUAAAGGUGAAGGUUUUCGCACCCCCACGGAUGAACGCCAUUGUGUCAAUAGCGUCUCCCUCAAGUUUACCCCAGCAAAUUAAUGCCAAUGCAAACUGAAACUGGAGAUUUUGCUGCUGCUAUGCUAUGCUAUGAAAAUAAAAAACUUCAGAUUUCUUUAUGUUAAUCUUACAUUAAAUUGUACUAAAUGUAAACCAAGUGGUUUUUGGUCUUGUUAUACAUGUAUGCAGUAUGCCUUUAUUUAUGGAAAAUGGAAGCACGUGUUUCGUUAAUA
Molecule: messenger RNA, 801 nt
Organism: Helianthus annuus (common sunflower)
Lineage: Eukaryota; Viridiplantae; Streptophyta; Magnoliopsida; Asterales; Asteraceae
Product: peptide methionine sulfoxide reductase B5
Exons: 3
Coding region: 38-610 (190 amino acids)
Biological process (GO): protein repair; response to oxidative stress
Molecular function (GO): peptide-methionine (R)-S-oxide reductase activity
Source: RefSeq, a predicted model, not a curated record